This is a messenger RNA of Lethenteron reissneri (Far Eastern brook lamprey), 2498 nucleotides long. It is a transcript of the gene EDF1, whose product is annotated as endothelial differentiation related factor 1. Gene Ontology annotation, cellular component: nucleus. Gene Ontology annotation, molecular function: DNA binding. Lineage: Eukaryota; Metazoa; Chordata; Hyperoartia; Petromyzontiformes; Petromyzontidae. The record is from RefSeq and is a predicted model, not a curated record.
GCACACAGCCUGGCACAAGCGCCAUGGUGUCGUCACCGCCACUUAGUGGCGAAUGGCGGCGGUUGUUGUUGUUGUCUUGUGUGUCUCUCACUCCGUCUCUCGCUCCGUCUCCCGCCCGUGGUCCAGGCCGUCACCACGGCCAUGCGCAAGGGCGAAGACGUGGAGACGUCUAAGAAGUGGUCGGCGGGUCAGAACCGUCAGCACGUCACUCACCGCAACACGGCGAAGCUGGACCGCGAGACGGAGGAGCUGCACCACGACCGCGUGCCGCACGAGGUGGGCAAGAUCAUCCAGAAGGGGCGCCAGGACAAGGGGCUCACGCAGAAGGACCUCGCCACGAGAAUCAACGAGAAGCCCAACGUGAUCACGGAUUACGAGGCUGGCAAGGCGAUCCCCAACAACCAGAUCCUGGGCAAGAUCGAGAGAAUCAUCGGUCUGAAGCUGAGGGGCAAGGAGCUGGGAGAGCCGAUGGGUGCAGUCAUCCCCAGCAAGAAGAAAUGAAACCCUGCUGCCCUUCCAGCCCUGCCCCCGCCUGCCCUUCUCCCUGUCAGUCCCCUGCGUGACAUGAAGCUACGUCGGCUGGGCUGACGAUGAUGCCGCCAGCCAAUGCUGUGCUGGUUAAUGCACGCACUCGCGUACGCACACACGCAUGCGCUCGCACACACACUCACGCACACACACUCACGCACACACACACAUGCGCUCGCACACACACUCACGCACACAUACUCACACACACACUCGCACAUGUGUGCACGCUCACACUCGCACGCACACGCAUGCGCUCGCACACACACACACGCACACACAGUGCCACACACACUGCACACCUACCCACACACACACAGCGCCACACACGCACACACAGCGCCACACACGCACACUCGGACCACCUCACCACAGCUCCAACUCCAACCACCAGUCCGUGGUGGUUGCUGUCAAUUGUGAACCCCCACGCCACUCACCACGCUACUCACCACGGACACUCACCAACGGACACGCUUGCAACGCGGCCCAGUCACACACCUCGCCCCCCCCCCCCCCCUACUCCACAACCACUCGCUCACAAGUGGACAAAGGGGUCGGAGGGGCGGAUUGCUUCCGCUGUGACCCCCCCCUUACCCCCCCCCCCCCCGUCGCCGCUAGGUUGAGCUGGAAGUCCGAGAUAAUUCGGGGGGGGGGUCAGGUUUGGAGCGUUCGGGGGGGGGGGGGGUCAUUGUUCAAGGGGUCAGGGUAGACGUGGCAGGAGGCUGGUGCUUUGGUCUUAUGAUUAGUCGUGUGGUUGGGGUGUCAAGUGUUAGGACUCGUGUGUGUGGGGGUGACGUUAGUCUCACGGCGGCUGUGUGUGUGGGGGUGACGUCAGUCCCACGGCGGCUGUGUGGUUGGGGCUGGUGGUUAGCGUUGGGGUUCAGUGUUGGUUGCGAAGCUACGUUGAGUACUUGGGGCUACGAUUGCUUGCGUCAUCUGUCGGCCAUCCGGGUUUUGCCGACUUGAGCGCAAUUUGGUUCUUCUUGUCACCCGCUAAUUGGCGACGUUCUCUUGAGCAGCAGCAGCAGCAGCAGCAGUAGUAGUAGUAGCAGCAGCUGCAGUAGCAACAGCAGUAGUAGUAGUAGCAGCAGCAGUAGCAACAGUAGUAGCAACUGCAGUAGCAGCACCUCGCCUGUCACUGGCCUUUCCCCGGUUCCUGUCGCCCACACGACCGGCACUCCGACUCCAAUUCCUCUCAGAGUACAAAACAACGCAGUCUUCCCACUCAUCAUCACCACCACCACCACCACCCAGCCCACCCACUACUUCCCCGAUACAGCUAAAUAAUUAAAUAUGUUUUUAUAUUCUAAUUGACACACGUGGUUUUCUUUUCCAUUUCUUUUAUGCAGGCAACCUCGCCCCCCCCCCCCCGGUACUCUUCUUUGGUGUUUUUUUUAACCGACCCAAAAGUUGCUGCUUAUAAUCCACAAAUUUUUUGUUUUUUAGAGAAUUGCUGCAGCAACCAUUGCCCGUGACACGUGCCCGUGACAGUCGCCAUACAAAAAUGUCCCCGGUGUGUCGCGGCCUUCGAGGCUCGGGGAAGGGAGUGGAGGGGGGGGGGGGUCUUGGGUUGCAUGCAACCAGAGCCGGGUUGCAACGCAAUCGAACCACCCGCAAGUCACCGGCGAUUCCCGGUCAAAAUCUCCGAGCGGUCUCGGUUGAGCGCUAAAGCCGUUGUUUGUUAGUGGUGGCGAUUCGGUGCUGGAGGAGCAGCAACUGCGGACUUAGGUGGAGAGCAUUUAUCUGGUCCUGGUCGCGGUGGUGGUGGCUGUUGUUGUUGUUGGUUGUUGCAAGUUGUGGUCCUGCGACGGACAACAGUGUUGGGCUAAAAGCACGCGCGUGAUUUUCUUUUUGUUUUUGCCGAACUCUCUCCUCCAGCCCCCCCACCCUCCCCCGUUACACCAUCACCACGAAUCACAUUUUCAUGAAAAAAUAAAAAUGUCAUUGAAAAAAGAAUUCCUUGAGCCUUC